Messenger RNA from Scheffersomyces coipomensis, 2738 nucleotides. RefSeq names its product Zcf17p (gene ZCF17). Gene Ontology annotation, molecular function: zinc ion binding; DNA-binding transcription factor activity, RNA polymerase II-specific. Lineage: Eukaryota; Fungi; Ascomycota; Pichiomycetes; Serinales; Debaryomycetaceae. Bases 342 to 2675 code for a protein of 777 amino acids. The transcript has a single exon. The record is from RefSeq and is a predicted model, not a curated record. Gene Ontology annotation, biological process: regulation of transcription by RNA polymerase II.
UAGACGUCGGUCGCAUAAUUUGUUAUAAUCAGAAUUAGCUGGGACGUAAUUAGGUAUUUAUUUGGAAUUGCGUGUAUGUCAGAUUUUUCUUUCUUUAUUUUUUUUUUUGGUUCUCUUCCUAUUAUUGUUAAAAGAUCAAAAUUCUAUAUAUAUUCAGCCUAAGCCUAAUCAGAAAAAGUUCAAGAAGUCCUAGAAUUUCCAUCAGAUAUUAGUUUGAUUUAUACCUAGCAUCAACGUUGUUUGAAUUUUCGUUUAAUUUUUUUCUUAUUUUGUUUUCUAGAAGUUUGUUGAUAUUUGAUACUGAAAUUCAUCUUUGAAAUUUGAUAUAUUAAUCAAGUGUGAUGUCUGUUCAGAAGAAAAAUCCAGUAACAGCCACCAGAAGGAAGCAUACAAAUUCAAAGCUUGGUUGCUUGAACUGUAAAAGAAAGAAAAUAAGAUGCAAUGAACAAUUACCUGUUUGUGGAAACUGUUUAAAAGGUAAAAAGGAAACAUGCUCAUAUCUAAGUUUAAGUGAACCAGAAAUCGAUAGAAUCAAGUUAACCCAUUCCUUAAGAAAUAGUCAGAAUAAACUAUUAAAUCAAGAUUAUAGAUUACCUACCUCAUCAUCAAAUCAUAAACAUCAAACCCAACUGCAUGAAACAUAUGAAAACAAAACUGAUAAUUAUGAUCAAGAACAUAUAUCAAAUAAGAAAAUAUCAUUAGAAAUAAAAUUUGAAUUAAGUAAACUUCCAUUAAGAUUCCCAUCCAUAUCAUAUCCUCCGGUUCAAUUUGAUAAUUUGACUGUUAAUGAUUUUUCACAAGAGUUCCGUUUAUUGCAAGAUUCGUCAUCAGACGAAGAAGCAAGAGGUCGUAAAAUUAAUCGGAACAAAUUGCCAAAUGGAGUUUUCCAACCUGCUACCUUUAAAAAACUUGAAAUCAAUAAAGUCUUUCGUAAGAGCUUUGCUAAUAAGACCAAAGUUAAUAAUGGUAAUGAUUUAAAUUUCCAUAUUUUCAUUGGUAAAAUUAAUAUAUUAGAUUUUUUUAAUGAUUAUUUAAUUGAUAUGUCAUCCGCCCAUUGGCCAUAUUCUGAAAUAGUGUGUGAUACAUUCAUUUGUUUAGGAGAAACUGUUAUUUUAAAUCAAUUUCAUCAAUCAUCCAAAUAUAAUUGGAGAUUUAAACGAGAUAGAAGUUUGAAUUUUGUUGAAGAAUUUGAAAAGAAAUGUUUUGAAAAUCAUGGUGCAAUGUUAACUAAAUUAAGACGAGGAAUUAUUCAAUUUCAAGAUAUUGAAGGUUCAGCAAAGAAUCUGCAAGAAAUGGGAUAUGUUUCAUCCUUAUUGGGAUAUUCAAGUUUUUUCCUUAUCUUUUCAAUUAUAAUGUUAAAAUUUAGUGCUGAAAGUUAUCUUAAUUCAUCAAGGGGUAUAUUUGCUGUAUUUGAAAUUUAUUCUAAAAGUAUAGUAGAAAACAAAUUAGUUCCUAGUCCCUUAUAUCAAUUUUUGCUGAGAAAUAUGCAAUAUAAUAUCUCCAGUAUAAAUAUUCCUUCAUAUGAUCCACAAUUCUUAGUUGAAUUAGAGUCUAACUUAAACCAAUUACAUUUUAUUUAUAAUCACGAUUUAAGAUUUAAAGAUGAUUGUAAUAAUUUGGCUCUUGAAAAGAUACGAUUCCAAUAUAAUAAUUUAGUGGAAUUUUUUAAAGUUAAAUUAAUGCCGAUAAUUUUCAAAACAAGAAAUGAAAAAUAUGUUACUACAUAUUCACCUACUACAAUUUAUGAAAUAUUAAAUGCUUGGUUUUCUAUAUUCCCCACUGAAUCUAUAUCAUAUAAUCCUCAAGUUAGUCAAUCAGCUUAUUCUCAAGAUGAUUCAAAAUUUGUCAAUGAUUUAACAACCACAUUAUACAUGUAUUAUCAAGGUGUUUCAGCUUCUUUAAGUGCCGUUUUUCCUGCCUGUAAAUAUUUAUAUGGGAUGAAUUAUAUGUUACCAUCUUCUACAUCAUUUUAUCAUGAUAGAAAGGUUAUGGAAACAAGUAAAUCGAAUCCAUAUUUACAACAAUAUUUCAAUUUCCCUGUUGAUGGAUUAUUACAACGUCAUAAUUAUUAUACCAUGAGGGUAUUUUCAUUUUUUAAUAGAAGAAAUAUCUUUUAUCAAAAUCAUUUGGUUUGGUCAUCUAAUCCGUAUAAUGAAUAUUUAAGAGCUAAUCGAUUCAAAUCUAGAAUUUUAGUGGAUUCUUAUGAAGUUCCAAUCAAGAGUUUUAAUACUACUUUGAUCCGUCCAGAACAUUAUCCUACUAAAGUUGAUCACAACAAUAAUAGCAAUAAUAGUAAUAAUUUCAAUCAUAAUAAUCGUGCUAUUAGUUUUAAUGGUGGUAGUGAUAAGGUUUCAGAUCAAAGUUUCAUUAAAAAGGCAGUACCAACUCCUAUAAGAACUACGUUAGGUAAUGGAAACACAUCAAAGGAAAUGGCUAAUUUUGUAUUCACAAGAAGAGAUGAAACCAUGAUUCAAAAAUUAUAUACUCGUAAUAUUGAAACAUUAAAUUUCUUUGAUCUGAAUUCAAUUUUACAAUUUGAUUAUCAAUCCAUGUUAUUAUUAAGAGAUUAUCGUCCUGGAGAAGAAUUAGAUGCCAAUAGUCAUAAUGAAUUAGGUAUUGAAGAUAUUCAAGAAUAUUAUGAAGAUAAAACUAUUAUAUUGAAUAGUUUACAUUAGGGAGUAGGUAUAUAUGUAUAUAUAAGAUUAUUUAUAGAUAAAUGAAUGUAAUGAUUAGAAGAU